Messenger RNA from Mycotypha africana, 534 nucleotides. RefSeq lists its product as uncharacterized. Lineage: Eukaryota; Fungi; Mucoromycota; Mucoromycetes; Mucorales; Mycotyphaceae. Bases 1 to 534 code for a protein of 177 amino acids. The record is from RefSeq and is a predicted model, not a curated record. The transcript has a single exon.
AUGGAUGACGAUGCCGACUUCACAAGCCGAUUGAGUAGUUUCUCCAUUUCAACAAGUGAGGAAAAAUUGACUCAACAGUUAGAUACCACACAUAUUACACCCACUUCAACUAUGCCAUCUAUAUUUGCUACAAAUUCCUUGAACAAUAAUAAUCUAGGAUCAUUACAACAACAACAGCAACAGCGAAAUCAUUUUCCCAAUAACUCAACCAAUGUUAAUAGUACUCAAGUUGAUAACGACAAUAAAUGGGAUAUUCAAAAACAAUCGGAAGGGAAUAACGAAGAGGAAGAUGGCUGGGGAGAUGCGCCUGCUGUAACUGCUGUUAAUCAAGAUACCCUUUUUGGCUUUAACUCUAUAAUGGAAACACCAGAGUUCGUCCGUAAAGCCCAAUUGGCAAAUACUACAACUUACGAUAAAAACUGUUAUGCUGCCCAGCAUGCAUUUCAACAAUACAGAAAUAAGCCUGUAAGCUUUACCUCUGCAGCGGCAGAAAUUCUUGGCAAAAAUCAACAGCAACAGCACCAAAAGCAGUGA